This is a messenger RNA of Colletotrichum higginsianum IMI 349063, 2628 nucleotides long. Its product is annotated as 3'5'-cyclic nucleotide phosphodiesterase. The record is from RefSeq and is a predicted model, not a curated record. Gene Ontology annotation, molecular function: 3',5'-cyclic-nucleotide phosphodiesterase activity. Gene Ontology annotation, biological process: signal transduction. The transcript is spliced from 4 exons. Bases 1 to 2628 code for a protein of 875 amino acids. NCBI's taxonomy places the organism in Eukaryota, Fungi, Ascomycota, Sordariomycetes, Glomerellales, Glomerellaceae.
AUGGACAAUGCUACGUGCCACGUCGUAUACGUGAACCGCCAGGUUCGCCAGGACAGGCUCAUCCUCCCCGAUGCGAAGGACGCCCAUUUGCCCAACGGAGGCGCAACCGACGUGGAGGAGAAUGACGAAAUUCAGAAAGACGCCACACUUCUGCUGGAAACCUUUGGAGAAGUCUACCUGUGUUCCACGGGCUCAGCAUGCAUCUCUACGCUUUUCCAGCUCUCGGACGAUGCCAUGAUGGACCUAACGCCGACCCUUGUUCUCAUUGAUGUGCCUCACGAUGAACGGCUGCCCAAGAUUCGCUCAAAGACUAGAUCACCUUCGCCGCAUUCUCGCCCGGCCACUGCCGACAUCGACAUACAUACUCCGGAAGAGGAGGUAUACGGCCUCAAGCUGCUGCAAAGGAUCAUGACCGAGGCGCAUCUUCGCAGUCUUUCGAAGCUGAUCGUCCCUAUCCCCAUUGUGAGCUUUUCCGAUUUGGAGGACGCUGUCCCGGUCGGCGACGAUGCGAAGCCCAAGUCUCAGUUGAUAGUCGACCGCCGCUUGAUCAUUCGCUGUCUCGAUCUUGGCGCUGUCGAUGUCAUCAUCAGUCCUCUUCACUUGAAGUGCAUCACGAGUCUGGAGAUCCACGCUUAUAGGGCGCAUAAGGAAGCUGCCCGAGAACAGCAGGAGAUGCUCGAGGUGCGCCGCGGACGAAAGCGAUCAUGGGUUGGGGUGAACGAGGAGAAGCCCUUUUCUUACCUUAGAGAAGCCAUGGUAUCCGGGCUCAUGAGGGGUAUUUGCCGGUCCGGAGCCGAUUCGGAUGAUGAUCGGAUCUCCAAUGUAAGCAUCGCCGUCUCCACCGAUCGCCAAGCCGCCGUCGCCGCCGCUGUUGGCAAAUGGCACUUUUGCGCCCACAGCUUCACGGACGACGAGCUCCUUGUGGCAGCCAUGGUCAUGUUCAAGCAUGCGUUGACCAUGCCGGAAUUGGACCGUUGGCGGAUACCAGCAGAUCAACUGAUUAGCUUCUUGGUUGCCUGCCGGGCUGCAUACAACAACUUUGUCCCUUAUCACAACUUUCGCCAUGUCGUCGACGUCUUGCAGGCUACCUUUCACUUCUUGGUCCGCAUCGGUACCCUCGCCCCUUACCCUGUCGAUCCUUUGGCAGAAGCAGACACGACCGAGAAGUCGCCAAUGGCAAAUCUACUCCAUCCGUUUGAGGGCUUGACGCUCUUGAUCACGGCGAUAGGACAUGAUGUCGGCCAUCCCGGUGUCAACAACGGAUUUCUAGUCACCCUCAACGCCCCCUUAGCGCAGUUGUACAACGACCGUUCCGUGCUCGAGUCCUUCCACUGCGCUGCUUACUCACAGAUCCUUCGAAGGUAUUGGCCAAGCGCGUUUGAGGAUACCAAGAUGAGGCACCUGAUGAUCAGCUCCAUUCUUGCUACCGACAUGGGUCUGCAUUUCGAUUACAUGAAGAGGCUCGGGGACACCCAGGAAAAGUUGGAUGUUAGCAACUCAACCGAUGGGUGGAACGGGCGCAUGCUUGAAGAACAAAAAGCAUUAGCAUGCUCAUUACUCAUCAAGUGUGCAGACAUCAGCAAUGUGGCAAGGAAACACGAAACCGCUCUGAAGUGGAUGCAUAUCCUCUCAGAUGAGUUCUCUCGCCAAGCCUCUAUGGAGAGCGAACUGGACAUCGCCUCAUCUCUACUAUCGGCUCCGAAAAAAGACACCAUGUCGCUGUCCAAGGCGCAACUGAGUUUCAUGAACAUGUUCGCCAUCCCUCUCUUCCAAGGUGUCGCGGAUAUCCUUCCGGCGAUGAAAUACACGGUGGACGAGCUCGAGAUCAAUAAGAGUCUCUUCGAGCAGCGCAUCCGAGACGAGCAGGCAAAGGAGGAUCCCAUCCGCAAGAGGCUUCUUCGCGAUGGAGCGUUUUCCCCGCGAACUAGGAGUUUUGCUACGGGGCCAGAGAACAACAGAGACUCCAUGACCCCGCGAGUGACGACACCCUUGGCGGAGCUCGUGACGCCGCCACCUUUGCCGGUGGACGGGUCACGCCACAGUGAUCAAGACAUGGAACAGGAACCUGCGGAUCUGACGGACCGGUCUCUGCACGCGCCGGAGUCUGGGGAGGACUUGAAGGGGGUCAAUGGCAUCGUGACGUCGUUCGAUUCGGUGGCAGAUUUUGCAGCAAGCGAUCCCUUCCGCUGUCGGGACAGAGAGAGUAGCUCCCCCGAUAAUCAUCACGGCCACAAUGGAAAGCAACGAUGCAGCGAGACGACGGACGGAAGCACGACAGGUCCAUACACCGGGGACUGGGCUUCCCAGGCAACGAGCGCGACGACCGGCAAAAUGCCUCUGUCACCAAGUACCCAAGGCACUAGCAUUGUCAGCAGAGAAUCCACGGAACAACUGCCGGGCGUACCCACGAUUUCAGAACCGAAGCCCUUCACAGAGUACAAGGCGGAGCCCGCAUUCUUGGACCAUGAGGGCAAUGGCUCUCACAUGUCGCAAGGGCCGUUUGGCAAACCAGAGGGCGGCAAGGUGGUCAAGAAGAAGUCUAGCAGGUUCCGCAUGAACGCUUUCCAAUUCUUCCGGCGAAACAGAGCGUCAAGCCCGUCCAUGUCGGCCACCGACACAGCUGGCUAA